Messenger RNA from Fusarium graminearum PH-1, 2039 nucleotides. RefSeq lists its product as uncharacterized. Bases 299 to 1561 code for a protein of 420 amino acids. NCBI's taxonomy places the organism in Eukaryota, Fungi, Ascomycota, Sordariomycetes, Hypocreales, Nectriaceae. The transcript is spliced from 2 exons. The record is from RefSeq and is a predicted model, not a curated record.
AUCUGCCAACUCCAACUAUUAGCAAGCGCCUUUCAUCACUGCCGAACCUUAUCGUUAUUCUCCAAAUCUAUAUACCCCUUUUGCAGUCAAUUACUGCAAUUCAUUAAGUCCACUGCGCUGUUUAUCACAUCAGUCCACAUCCUCAAUUCGACGUAAUCAUCUUGUUAGACCUGGCAGCCAUCGAGUACACACUUUAGGUCUCAAGUCGAUACAAUCCUUCCAAGGUUGAGCUCCAGAAUACAGAAAAAAACCUUCAAAUCGCAAUUGUUUUUUUGGGCACUGCCGCCUAACCGUCAACAUGGCCGACGCACACGGCUCUACUACUCCUCCACCGCCAUCCCGCAUCCGCACUCCUCCAACUCCUCGCCUCGGUUACCAAGACCACUGGGAACCUUUUUCGCCUCGCAAGUCUGCACGCAUUUCAUCAAAACGAACAAGGACUCCAUCUCCCGGCGCAUCAGACCGUCAACCUCGAUCACCUCAAACCGCCAAAAAGCCUACUAAGCACCUGAGCGCUGGUAUCGCCUCACCUAUGACGCAAAAGAAGCGUGUACCCGCCAACGAUUUUGUUCGUCGCGCAACGGAAAACAUGCAUGCUGAAACUUCUCGAGAUGGCGCCAGCCGUCGCACUCAUGAACGAUCCAGCUCUUCCGUUAUCGCCACUGGUGGCAUGCUUCCUACGCCAUCAAAGACACCUCAAAAGCCACCCACUGAGAAGAAGGCUGCCCACAUAAAAGCAGUUGCCCGCAACCUUUUUAGCUCUGAUGCCGACGAAGUAACUCUAACUCCCAAAAAGCGAUCUGCCAAGAAGUACAGUGGCUUUUCGUUGGAAAGCUUCGUCGUAGAGGAGAUCGAGGAACCUAUCGAGAUCUUUACCGAUACUCGGGAUCGGGUGCCUGUUCGUGAUGAGCGAGAAGACAACCCUUUCCUCAGUUCAGAAAACCCUUUCUUCAGCGAAGCACCCCGUGCUGGGCCUAGCAAACGUCACGACAAGCGCAAGGUCAAGGUUCCCGGAGAGGGCGUGAAGACCGUGGAUGAACUCGCCGACCGUAAGGAUGGUAUGGUGUACACAUUCCGUGGCAAGAGAUUCUUCCGCAAAUUCACUGAGCAUGAGGUUGAAGAUCUGGAUGAGAUCCAAGCUGCAGAGGAAGACCCAGAGGCUCACGUCCGUCGUCCUUUGACGCGAGCUUCGAUCAAGCCUCGUCUCCUUUUCCAGGAUGUCAAGACGGAGGAGCAGAUCGAAGAAGAAGAAGCUGUAACGGAUGUGGAAGAGAACGUCGAGGAACUGGCUUGCCCAGCAACGCCGACAGUGUCCAAGAAAGAGCGUGAAUCUACUCCUGAAGCGCCCAAAUUCGCCCCAGCUUCACCACCGUCCACCCGACGAGUGACUCGAUCUGCCAACAAGCUGACAGAUGAGAGCGCACCCGUCAUCAAGCGGCCCAGCAAGCGAAGCCCCUUCGAUUCCUGGCGACGAACAAAGGAAAGCGCCCCCAAAUCCCCAUCGCGCAAACGGUCGGGAGAAAGCAUCGACACCAGGGAGACUAAGCGCACUCGCGUUUAGGUCAACCCUCUCGGUUUAUAGCGUUGCAUUUGCUUUUUUACCACAUUCUCGCAUCACAGUCAAGUGGCUGUUCCACGACAAUUCAUAAUUCUGCAUAUGGGAAUUUCCCUAUCUUUCGCCUUGUAAUGGAAAUUAUCACUGGCUUUAUCACGGCGUUGGCUGGAAUUAGAGCGUCAAAAGGAUUAGCAGAUUGCUAGUGACGAUGGAAUGUAUCGCACAGGAAGACGACGUAUUGAUUGAUUGGUUGAUGGAUGGAUUGAUACCUAACCUCCGCAGUGGAAGAGAGGAAGCAAGCCCGAGUCUGUUUCGGUUUAUUCUAUUCUAUUUGGUUUGGUAUCGGCUGGUCUGGUCUGGUUUGUUUGGGUUUGACAAGGAAUUUUCCUUAGGCAUAUCUUCGAUUCUGUGAGCCCCGGUUUUAGGUAGUUUUUUUUCUUCAUGAUCGAGUCGUCGGUUGAAUAAAGAAAUCAGACAAGUUCAU